AACCAAACCCCUUCACGAUUGAUAAAACAUUUCUUUAUUUUAUUCUCUCUCCUCAAAAUCUAAACACAACAGCGCUCCUUUUCAUUUCGUUCCGUUCACGAUGAAGAUGAAGCCGUGGUAAUGGCGGCAUCACUCAACAGCUUGAGACAUUCUUCUGCAUUCUUCUCUUCAGUGAGCAUCGUGGUUAUCCUAUCUUGAUUUUUUGAGUUAUUAUUGAGAUUGUGGCAUUGGUGGUUGUUCUCUUUGAACGAUUGCUCCAGAGAGAAGAAAUUCUCUAAUCUUGGAAUGGAAACUUCAAAGAAUCAAAAUCCGGUGCAAUUCCGUUCAUCAGAAGUUGGAAACCAAGAACAUCAUUCUGAAUUACAAGCUUCCAAGGUAGAUUCUUCCGCUCAUGCAAAUGCGAGUUUGAACUCUGCAGAGAGUAAUUUUUCAGAAGCCAAACCCGUACAUAAUUACUCAAUACAAACUGGUGAGGAAUUUUCUCUGGAAUUUAUGCGCGACCGGGUCAAUCCCAAGAAACCUGUUUCAGAUGUCGCCGGUGAUUCCAGUAAUGCAUCUAGUCACUUGGAGCUAAAAGGAAUUCGGGGCAAUAAUCAUACUGUCUCAGAAAGUGGCUCAGCUAUCACCAUGAUGUCUACUGCAGAAAAAGAUCCGAGAGAAUUUGAACGGAAUAAUUUUUCUUUGCAUGGGGACAAAUUUAACAAUGGUUCUUUCCAAUCGAUGCAAUCAGCACCACGAUGUUUAUCAGGUCAGAAUAGCCAGCACACACUUGUUUAUGCUAGAUCUGGAACUUCUUAUAGCCCUAAGCUUAAGGUUCUCUGCAGCUUUGGUGGAAGAAUCCUACCUCGGCCAAUUGAUGGAAGGCUCAGAUAUGUUGGUGGAGAAACACGCAUCGUUCGAAUAAAUAAAGGCAUUACCUGGAAAGAAUUAUGGCAGAAGGCUAUUGCAAUUUAUAACGAAACAUGGGCUGUAAAAUAUCAGCUUCCUGGGGAGGAGCUUGAUGCUUUAGUUUCUGUGUCGAGUGAUGAGGAUUUGUUGAACAUGAUGGAGGAGUGUGAUGUUCUUGAAGAUGGAGAAGGUUCAAAAAAGCUUCGGAUGUUUCUAUUCUCGCUUGGGGACUUGGAUGAUGCUCACUUCAGUCUGACCAACUCUGAAUGUGAUUCUGAGAUUAAAUUUAUGGUUGCUGUCAAUGGAAUGGGCAUUGGAUCUCGAAAAGACUCUACUCUAUGUGGUUUAGCAAACUUUUCAGGAAAUAACUUGAACAACUUAGAUGCACUGAAUCAAGAUAAAGUUACAAGUUGGAAUGCCACUCAAUCUGUAGCGACCAUCAGGAAUUCAACAUUGCCAACUUUUGUUGGCCCAUCAAGGGAAACUGAACCUUCUAAUUCAAAUUUACCUACUUCCUCCAAAGUUUGUGAAACUGAUUUGCUGUCAGAUAAUGGUCAGACAGUCAACCACAAUCAAGAAAGACAGCAGCAUUCUCAAUUUGGCUAUAAUGUUCCCACUUCAAAUUACAAUCAUUCUGAAAUUUCUACGCAACAAUCUUCUAAUGGGAUUGUCUCUGAUCAGAAGGGACUUGAAGGAAAGUCGCUAGAUAGCUUGGGAAUGCAAGUUACAAAACCCCAAGAGACGGAGACUAUACAGAAAGUUGAUGCCAUAAUUCCACAAGAGCGUGAUAAUAAGGACAUGUGUGCAAACGAGAACUUUGUUCCUUCACAGGUUCGCAGUAAUAAAACUGAACCUAGUUUUCCAGUUGAAGAGUCAUGUAUGGUCCCUAAACUGGAUAGGGAACUAUCUUCAAAGAGUUCAAAAGGCACAGGGAAACCAGAGGAGCAUGUCCAGGUCUCUAAACCUCUUGUUUCUUCCACUCCUGAUCUUCUUAUAUCUGAGUCUGGUUGUACUGAUUUGAGUUACUUUGGGUCUACUAAUCCUCCUCCGAGGGUCUUCCGUUCUGAGUGGGUUCCUCGAGAGCAAUCAGAAUUGCUUGGUAGAAUAUCUAAGUCUGAUGAUUCACGUAGUUCUCAGUUUCUAGUUAAUCAGCCAGAGGCCGAUAUAUCCCAGCGGGAUUUAGAUACAUCAUCUGUUGAAAACUUGGAAAAAGGGAAUGCGAAUAUCUCUACUAAAAAGUCAACUUCUACUGAACGGCCUAUCCCUCAGGAACAUGAAACUACUGAUGAUGGGCUUGCUAAUACUCAGAAGCUGACACAUACGGAUCCCCUUGAUGCUCAAGGUUCCAUCCAUGAAAAUCACUUCCUUAAGACAGAAGCAGAACAGUUGUCGAAGCUUCCUACUGUGGGUCCUGAAGAUCCUAUUGAGCACUCUCAUAAUUCUAUGCUUGGUUUGGUUGAUGAAAUUAGUAGUCAGGCAGUUGCUAAUGAUGUUCAUGGGUAUUCACAGCCAUUGGCAUUGGCAGGGAAUGUGGAAGAACCCAGCGUUGCUCCUGAGACCAAGCAGGGGGAUAUUCUCAUUGAUAUCAGUGACCGAUUCCCUUCUGAUCUUCUUUCGGAUAUAUUUUCAAAAGCUUUUCUUUCAGAUAAUGCAUCUGAUUUUGGCCCUCUACAGAAAGAUGGUGCUGGUGUGAGCGUGAACAUAGAAAACCAUGAUCCUAAACAUUGGUCCUUCUUCCAGAGGCUGGCAGGGGAUGAGUUUACAAGAACAGAUGUUUCUCUUAUUGAUCAAGAUCAUAUAGCAUUCUCGUCUGGACUUAAAAAACUUGAAGAGGGGACUCCUUUGGCAUAUGACUUUGCACCGAUGAAGAAAGAUGGAGUUCUUCCAAGUCACAUGGAAGUACAGGACAAUCAUGACAAAGAUGGUCAGAAUGGUCUUCCAGGAGAAAAUGGAGCUGCUUCUACAGCUACUUCUCAUUAUAAUGCAUCUCAAUUGAAAGAUGGAUUUGGAAUUAUUGGCUUACCUCCUCUAGAUCAUUCCCUGGCUGAUUUUGAUAUCACCGCAUUACAGAUCAUAAAAAAUACCGAUCUUGAGGAGCUAAGGAAGCUUGGGUCUGGGACAUUUGGGACAGUGUAUCAUGGAAAAUGGAGAGGCUCAGAUGUGGCGAUCAAGCGGAUAAAAAAGAGUUGCUUCACUGGUCGCCAGUCAGAGCAGGAGAGACUGACAUUCGAGUUUUGGAGGGAAGCUGAAAUCCUGUCAAAGCUUCACCACCCAAAUGUGGUUGCUUUUUACGGUGUGGUACAAGAUGGCCCAGGGGGAACAUUAGCUACUGUGACAGAGUACAUGGUCGAUGGUUCUUUAAGACAUGUUUUACUUCGGAAGGAUAGACAUCUUGAUCGUCGCAAGAGGCUCACAAUCGCCAUGGAUGCAGCUUUUGGAAUGGAAUAUUUGCAUUCGAAAAAUAUAGUGCACUUUGAUCUGAAAUGUGAUAAUUUGCUUGUCAACUUGAAAGAUCCUUCAAGACCUAUAUGCAAGGUGGGAGAUUUCGGCUUAUCUAAAAUAAAGCGAAACACCUUGGUUUCUGGGGGAGUGCGGGGAACUCUUCCAUGGAUGGCUCCAGAGCUUCUUAAUGGAAGUAGCAAUAAAGUAUCUGAGAAGGUUGAUGUUUUUUCUUUUGGUAUUGUCUUGUGGGAGAUUCUCACUGGGGAGGAGCCUUAUGCCAACAUGCAUUAUGGUGCAAUCAUAGGUGGCAUCGUAAACAACACAUUGAGGCCUACCAUUCCAAGCUACUGUGAUUCAGAAUGGAGAAGAUUAAUGGAGGAGUGUUGGGCCCCAAAUCCAUCCCUGAGACCUUCGUUUACUGAAAUAGCUAGCCAGUUACGCGUAAUGUCUUCUUCGGCCCUGACAACAAAGAAGGCAGGUUCAUAGUCAGUACAUUUUGAUUUUCAGUAAACGUACGUGCAAUAUUAAUAUCUUAAGGAAUCAUUAAUAUAUGAACAUUAAGAAAUAUAAAUACUUUGUACUUGAAGUUGUGGAGUCCAGUGUAACGCUCAGAGCCAACUGUUGAUGUUUGUAUGCAUUGAAAGAGAAGAACAAAGUUUUUUGCUAAAUAGAAAAAUGAUUCUAACUA
Salvia splendens (bonfire salvia) is the source of this 4018-nucleotide messenger RNA. RefSeq lists its product as uncharacterized. Bases 286 to 3816 code for a protein of 1176 amino acids. Gene Ontology annotation, biological process: signal transduction; protein phosphorylation. Lineage: Eukaryota; Viridiplantae; Streptophyta; Magnoliopsida; Lamiales; Lamiaceae. The record is from RefSeq and is a predicted model, not a curated record. Gene Ontology annotation, cellular component: cytoplasm. Gene Ontology annotation, molecular function: protein kinase activity; ATP binding; protein binding. The transcript has 9 exons.